AUGAAUGUGGGCAUGGCAGAAAGCUCAGCACCCAGAGGAGGUGUUGGGCUAUGGAGGCGGGGCUCCUCUGCUGUCCACAGAGCACAGCCUGGUUCUCCCAGCCCGAGUCUGGACACAGCAGCCUCCUCAGGUGUCCACAAUGCCCAUUCCUGCCUCCUGGCCCCACCCUCCUCCUUGCCUGCUGCUGACUCUACUGUUGAGACUCACAGGCCCAGAGCCACCUCCUCAGCUCCUGGUAGCUCUCCUCCUCGGCCACAAGGUGCUGCUGGCGAUCGGGGUCUUUGCCAUCUAUGUGCACAAGAUGAGGAGGGCCUGACUCUCCUUCCUUCCCCACCUGCUGCCUGCUGCCCUCCAUGCCUGCUGCCCCCUUCCUGCCCUGAGGGGCCCAGCCAAAGACAAGGAGCAGACAGAGGCCUCCACAGAUUCUCCUCCCAGUGCCACCCACCUGGAACCCUGCCUGCCCGCAGCUCGUGCUCCUUCUCAGAGACCCCAGUGUUCCCAGGGCUGGGGCCCCAUUCCCGCUCCUCUCAGAAACACACGCACACAGAAUCCGAAGUUACCAGCUCCUCAUUACCCCACCCUCAGGACUUCAGUGUGAUGGGCGGGGACAGUGAGGACAAGGAAGGGGCAGUGUUGCUACGCGUUCAGGCCCUUCACCCAUUGUCGUGGGCGUGGGAGCUGGGGGAGGGGAAAGCCAUGCUGUGCCCACAGCAGUAGCAUUGGGUACAGCAAGCUUGCCUCAAAAUUGCGGCUUUGAUUCAAUAAUAAAUAUGACUUUUUCCCUUCGCUUUGGUUGUCCUUUAGAGAUAUUAUGUAGCUGAGGUGCAGUAACAUCGGUGAGGUGAGAACUCCUGAGGGAUAUUUGAGCUGGGAGCUGGGAAACGGAGUCCUGUGUCCCUGGCGGCACCGUCUGGAGCAGAGUUCAUCCUGCUGAGCUGGCGUGGGGGUCAGGAUGCGUGUCGUCACCCAAAUGCCACACACACUCAGUUUUCUGUCCUACCUUUAGUAAAUUGUCUCCCAUCAAUGUUUUUUCAGUUACUAUAUACCUUGAGGACCAUUUCUAGAGAUUUUACAGAAUUUUUAAAAUAGACAUUCAAUAAAUAUGUGUUGAAUGAAUUAUUUCCUUUCCAUU
Messenger RNA from Manis pentadactyla (Chinese pangolin), 1132 nucleotides. RefSeq lists its product as uncharacterized. The transcript has 4 exons. Bases 1 to 717 code for a protein of 238 amino acids. The record is from RefSeq and is a predicted model, not a curated record. Lineage: Eukaryota; Metazoa; Chordata; Mammalia; Pholidota; Manidae.